AUGGUGGAUAUAGAUUACUCACGAUCCUCCUCAGCGUCCGAUGCCGAGGAGCCUGAAAUUGCCCCUAGACAGACUCCCAAAAGGCAUCAGGACUUCCGACAGUCAAAUUUCUUUUUCGCUGUCAGCGCUAAGAACCAGGAUACUCUCCGAAGCAACCAGAUAUACAAGAGGAAUCAUUAUGAAAAGGGUUUGACCAAGGAUAAGAGAACUACAGUACAACAGGUGCUAGACAAACGCACUUAUGUACGGUUGAGGAAGUUGUGUGGACAGGGAGUAUUCCAUUAUAUGCACGGUACUAUCAGCACGGGAAAGGAGGCGAAUGUGUUCGAGGCGGAGACUCAGCAUCCAAUAAUAGACGAAACUGAACCAUGCGGCACUGAAGAAGAAGUUAUUGGUGUUAUUAGUUCGCAGCGUAGCUCUGGGGAAGCCGGAGGAGCGCUGUCACCAACCUCACCAAGUGAAACGACAGGUGCAACAGCAGACGACCUGACGAAUAGGUUGGCCAAAACAAGCAUCGGAUCGACGCUAAAAUGCUCGGAUGUGGGCCAAACAAAUCUGCAAUCUGAUGAGCAUGGCCCAUCAAGGGUGGCUAUCAAGGUAUACAAAACCUCUAUUCUGGUAUUCAAGGACAGAUCGCGAUACAUCGAAGGUGAAUUCAGGUUCAGGCGUGCCUAUGUGGGAACUAAAAAUCCCAGGAAAAUGGUCGCCCAGUGGGCGGAAAAGGAAUUCAGAAAUUUGAGACGCAUUGCGCUGUCAGGCAUAUACUGCCCAGCUCCAAUAGCGCUUAGGGACCAUAUCCUAGUUAUGGACCUCAUACUAGAUGGUGAUGUUGUAGCUCCGAAACUGGAAAACCUAGGCCCUCGUCCACUCUUCGAGUGGCAGACAAUAUAUGCACAAACUGUAAGUAUAAUGAGAACAUUAUUCCAGGAGUGCAAACUGAUCCAUGGUGACCUUUCCAGUUUCAACAUGCUCUACUCCAAGGGUAAGUUGUACGUCAUCGACACCUCACAGGCACUGGAAAACGACCAUCCUAAUGCGAUGCCGUUCCUUAAAAGGGAUUGUGAAAAUGUAACCCGCUUUUUCGAAGCUGUCGCUGUUAUGCAUCAUGGCCAAAACGAAGAAAUGCUCCCCUACAAUAAACUUAACCUCGUAACAUCCGAACAGUUGUUCUGCUUCAUCGUAGCACGGAGCCUGGACGGCCUAGACCUAAAGUCGGAGGCUAACGCCAGAGUGCCCUUUCCACAGGUUGAAGACGAACUUUGGCAGGAAGAGGUUCUAGGCAGUGCCAAGAGCUUUUGGAGCAUUGAAGAUGACGAAAUUGAGCGCGAUUCAAUUGAUUGCGUCGAGAAAAUGAGAAGAUUUAACAAAUUUGGCGCUUCAAAAGAUAUUCUGGGACUCGUCAUCAAAAAACGAAAGGCAUAUUUGUCUCUCUGUAGGGCAGUGUAUGAUUUUCUAACUGGGCCGAUAUUUGCAAACGAAGAUUGUAAGGAGCGUAUAUCGUGGAUGAAGAAUGUCAAUUUCGACAAACAACUGCCAAUGAACAUCUCACAGAUGCCAUUAGAGCUCGCUGAAAGUGCAGUGGAACAUGCAGAAAAUGUUAUUAUUGCAAUGAAUGCCGUCAUCGAAGAAGGUUCAUCGGAAGAUGAGGACAAUGGUCGUGACACAGACGACUACGAAGAAGACGAAGAAACAGAUGAAGUCGGAGAUACGGGAAUGCGUAGUCGUGAUGCUCACUCCGAAUCGCCUAUUAAAGAAGCGCCGAAGUUCUCCGGGAAAAUACCCGAUGGUGUCGAUCCAAGGGAUUGGAAGAAAAUGGUCAAGGAAUAUAAUCGAGAGCGACGCAAGCACAAGAUACCGAAGCACAUCAAGAAAAAGUACGGAACUAGCAAGGCCUAG
Messenger RNA from Babesia sp. Xinjiang, 1896 nucleotides. RefSeq names its product Serine/threonine-protein kinase rio1 (gene rio1). Gene Ontology annotation, molecular function: ATP binding; protein serine/threonine kinase activity. The transcript has a single exon. NCBI's taxonomy places the organism in Eukaryota, Apicomplexa, Aconoidasida, Piroplasmida, Babesiidae. The record is from RefSeq and is a predicted model, not a curated record. The coding region runs from base 1 to 1896 and encodes 631 amino acids.